This is a messenger RNA of Archocentrus centrarchus (flier cichlid), 1215 nucleotides long. Its product is annotated as erythrocyte band 7 integral membrane protein-like. Gene Ontology annotation, cellular component: plasma membrane. The record is from RefSeq and is a predicted model, not a curated record. Bases 102 to 980 code for a protein of 292 amino acids. The transcript is spliced from 7 exons. Lineage: Eukaryota; Metazoa; Chordata; Actinopteri; Cichliformes; Cichlidae.
UAGGCGACGCGUCACGGAGGGCAACCGGACAACACCGCGCUGAGAUCGCGGUUAAUGGUUUUAACGUGAGUAAACACUCUUUACAGACUGUCACUGAAGCCAUGCUGCGAAGGGUAAUCUCGGGCUUGAACACAGUGGUGCCUGUCACCGCGGAGGAAUGCAACACCGGGGCAGGUGGAGGUCGGAGGAGCCGCGGGAUGGUGGUGGAGGUCCUCGGGAAGGUGCUGACCCUGUUUUCGGUCGUCCUCAUCUUCCUCACCUUCCCGAUCUCAGUCUGGAUGUGUGCGAAGGUCAUUCAGGAGUACGAGAGGGCGGUCGUCUUCAGACUAGGCCGAGUUACUGAAGGACCAGCCAGAGGACCCGGUCUGCUCUGGGUCAUCCCCUGGUUGGACUCCAUCCAGAAAGUGGACCUGCGCAGCGUGUCCAUUCACAUACAGCCACAAGAGGUCUUGACUGCGGAUGCGGUGCCGUUAAAGGUGGAUGCUGUUGUGUUUUUCCGGGUGGUGAACCCCUUUAUGUGGGUGAUGCAUGUGAAAAAUGGCCCCCAGGCCAUAUGCUUGCUGGCCCAGACGAUCCUGAAGACCGCGAUAGGGGCUCACACUCUGGCAGACCUGUUAACGCAGAAGCUGGCCAUCAGAAAGAGGAUGGAAAUGGUGCUGCAUGAUGCAUCCAAACCAUGGGGCGCUCAGGUGGAGCGGGUGGAGCUCAAAGCCAUGAUGCUUCCCGUUGACCUGCAGCGCUGCAUGGCUUCAGAGGCCGAGGCCCUCAGGAGGGCCAGGGCAAAGAUGAUCGCAGCCACAGGGGAAGUUACGGCGUCUCACGCAUUGAUGGAGGCUGCGUCGACGUUUGAAGGAAGCUCUGUGGCGUUACACCUGAAAUUCUUGCAUUCGCUGUUUUCUGUGCAGAGCAGCGUGCAGUCCAUCGUGGUCCUCCCCAUUCCCAUAGAACUCCUUGACAUUAUGAUUUCCCAGGUGCCCUAGCACCUCACAGACAUCCAAACUCUGGAGCUCUUUGCUGGGACAAAAAGUAGAAAAAGAUUUAAACCAGAAUGUGAUAAAGAAACCAAAGGAACAAAGUUGUGUGAGCAUUACUUUGAUAAGACAUUUGUGGUCUGACUGUUAAACCCUUUGCCUCAGCUGGGGUUGUAACAUAAGAGGGGGGGUUGCCCAGGACAGGGAUGAUAAUGUGAUUUGUUAUUUUUUUUUGGUUAAUAAA